Molecule: messenger RNA, 1704 nt
Organism: Cuculus canorus (common cuckoo)
Lineage: Eukaryota; Metazoa; Chordata; Aves; Cuculiformes; Cuculidae
Gene: POLD2
Product: DNA polymerase delta 2, accessory subunit
Exons: 11
Coding region: 155-1561 (468 amino acids)
Biological process (GO): DNA replication; DNA strand elongation involved in DNA replication
Cellular component (GO): delta DNA polymerase complex
Molecular function (GO): DNA binding
Source: RefSeq, a predicted model, not a curated record
GACGCCAUGACGUCACUUCCGGCGCGCGAUAGCUAUAGUUCCUGUCUCGGCAGGAUUCGCGCCUUUACCUCCGUUCCGCCAUGGUGGCUCGGCGCACUGGGCCCGAGCUUCUCACCCCUGACCUGUGACCCUCACCCCCUUCCUGAGGCCCACCAUGUUCUGGGAGCCGGCGGCGCCCACAGCGCAGGCUCUCCUGGCUCCCCCCUCGUCCGAGGCCUCCACCUUUGCCAGGGUGCCGGUUUCAGCGUACACUGAUUGCUCCCAGCCGUUCCGCCUGGCAGAGCGCAGCUUCAGCCGCCAGUACGCUCACAUCUACGCCGCGCGCCUCAUCCAGAUGCGGCCCAUCCUGGAGGAGCGGGCACGACAAAAGUGGGGAAAUGACGUGGUGCUGAGGAAGCUCUGUGAGCUGCAGGCAGGUGAGAAGUGCUGUGUGGUGGGAACACUCUUCAAGGCCAUGCAGCUGCAGCCUUCCAUCCUGCAGGAGAUCAGCGAGGAGCACAACCUGGUGCCUCAGCCGCCCAUGCCCAAGUACAUCCACCCCUCCGACGAGCUCAUCCUGGAGGAUGAACUGCAGCGGAUCAAGCUGGAAGGAGCCAUCGAGGUGCAGAGGCUGGUGACAGGGACCAUCUUUGCUGUGUAUGGCUCUGAGCAGGAUGACGGCAAGUUCCUGGUGGAGGAUCACUGCUUUUCCAGCCUGCCCCAGUCGCUGCCCUGGAAAGGCCCCAGCUCGGACCGGUUCAUCCUGCUGGUGUCGGGGCUGGGGCUGGGCAGCGGGAGCGGCAAGUCCCUGCUGAGCACGCAGCUGCUGGUGGACGUGGUGACGGGGCAGCUGGGCGCUGAGGGCGAGCAGGGCUGUGCCGCACAGAUCUCCCGUGUCAUCCUGGCAGGGAACCUGCUCAGCCAGAACACACAGAGCCGAGACACCAUCAACAAGGCCAAGUACUUGACCAAGAAGACCCAGGCAGCGAGCGUGGAGGCCGUGAAGAUGCUGGAUGAGAUCCUGCUGCAGCUUUGUACCUCUGUGCCUGUGGACGUGAUGCCUGGUGAGUUUGACCCCACCAACUACACGCUGCCCCAGCAGCCGCUGCAUCACUGCAUGCUGCCGCUCGCCAGCACCUACUCUACUCUCCACCUGGUCACCAAUCCCUACCAGGCUGACAUUGAUGGUGUCAGGUUUUUGGGGACCUCGGGGCAAAACAUCAGUGAUAUCUUCAAAUACAGCAGCAUGGAUGACUACCUGGAGAUCCUGGAGUGGACGCUGCUGGCAGGACACAUCAGCCCCACAGCCCCAGACACACUGGGUUGCUACCCCUUUUACAAAUCAGAUCCUUUCAUCCUCACCGACUGCCCCCACGUCUACUUCUGUGGCAACGCUCCCCGCUUCCAGUCCAAGCUGCUCAAAGGAGAGGAUGGGCAGCAGGUCCUGCUGGUGACGGUGCCUGCCUUCAGCACCACGCAGACCGCCUGCCUCAUCAACCUGCAUGACCUCAGGUGCCAGCCCAUCAGCUUCUCUGGCUUCGGCGCUGAGGAUGAGGAUGGGGACAUGGAGGUCGGGCACUGAUUGAGCAGACAGGGCAUGGACUCAGUAAAUCUCUGGCCCCUCAGAGGGUCCUGGUGCUCAUCUCUUUUUUUCUGUCGUCCUCAUCUCCUCCCAGCACAGAGCUGCUGGUGCACAGGAGAGGAGAUGCUCAUACCAAUAUAACU